Messenger RNA from Staurois parvus, 763 nucleotides. The record is from the annotation of a GenBank genome assembly. Lineage: Eukaryota; Metazoa; Chordata; Amphibia; Anura; Ranidae.
AUGUCCUAUGUGUUUGUGAAUGAUUCAUCCCAGACCAACGUCCCCCUGCUGCAGGCCUGCAUUGAUGGGGACUUCAACUACUCCAAGCGACUCCUUGAAAGUGGCUUUGACCCUAAUAUCCGGGACAGUCGUGGCCGCACUGGCCUGCACUUGGCUGCAGCUAGAGGAAACGUAGACAUCUGUCAGCUGCUGCACAAGUUUGGAGCAGAUCUUCUGGCAACGGAUUACCAGGGGAACACACGCACUUCACUUAUGUGGCCAUGUUGACACUAUUCAGUUCCUUGUCUCUAAUGGCCUUAAAAUUGACAUAUGCAAUCACCAAGGGGCCACUCCUCUUGUCCUAGCCAAACGCAGAGGAGUGAAUAAAGAAGUCAUCCGCAUGUUAGAGUCUCUGGAAGAGCAAGAAGUGAAGGGCUUCAAUAGAGGCACUCACUCUAAAAUGGAGACCAUGCAGACGGCUGAAAGCGAAAGGUAUGUCCAAUGCUCUGAGCUGCUAAUGGAAAAGGGACACAGCACUCUGUCGGAAGGAUCCACGGAGGAAGAUUGCGCUAUGGAAAGCCAUUCCCUCCUGAAUCCAAACUUGCAGCAGGGGGAAGGAGUCCUGUCCAGCUUCCGCACCACUUGGCAGGAAUUUGUGGAGGAUCUGGGAUUCUGGAGGGUGCUCCUCCUCCUUAUUGUCAUUGCUCUGCUUUCUCUCGGCAUAGCUUACUAUGUCAGCGGAGUACUGCCAUUUGUGGAGAAUCAGCCUGAACUAGUCCAUUAG